AAAAUGGUCCCUUAUCUUGAAAUGGUUAAAAAACAUAAUAGUUAAUAGUCAUACAUUAGUUACUAAGCUAUAACAUAAUACUAUGAAUUCACUACAUUUAGAUGCAAUCUAUGAAGCUAAACGUUUAUUGAAUGAUAAUAUCUCAUUUAUAUAUUAUGUUAAUAAUUAUUCUGAUAUUAAAUUAAAUGAAUUAUUAAAUAGAAAUUUAACAUUAUUUUGGAAAACGAUGCAUCAAUGUUUAAAUUUAAAUGAUUUAAUACAACAACAUCAACAUCAGCAACAACAACAACAACAACAAUUCAUCUUAUACAAUCAUACAGUUGUCAUAGCAACUAGAAAUCAAACAAAUCCGCUAUAUUCUUCAACACAAUUACAAUCUUUAUUUACUUGGUGUCAUUUAAGUAGAACUACAUGGUUUACUAAUGUAUUUACAUUAAUGUAUCAUUAUUCAUGGCAAGAGAAACUAUCUAUUGAAUUACAAAAAUAUUUAUUACCUAUAUUAUUAUUAAUAAAUUGUUUAAGUCUACUCAUAUCUAUUACAGGUAUUUAUCAAUUAUGUAAAUUAUCUAAUAAAUGUAAUCAAAAAAUAAUGAUUUUUAUGAGAUGUCAAUCAAUAAUACAACAUUAUUUACCAGCAACAUGGCCAUUAUUAUUAUGGUAUUGUAUUAUUGGGUUACUAUGGUUACUAUUAAUAUUUGGUUUAAAUAUGAUAACAUCACAAUAUUUUAAUAUUUAUAUUACUAUACAUCAUUAUGAUAUUUAUUGUCGUUUAUUAACAUAUUUGAAAAAUAUAUUAAGAUAUAUACCAUUAUGGUUAAUUAGUUUAAUGUUAUGUGAUCGAGCAAUUGGUGAAUAUCGUAAUCGUAAUCAUAUUUAUACAAUCAAUAUGUUAUGUAAUCAUCUUGAUCAUGAUUGUGAAUUAGAAAUUAAUAAAAAUCAAUUAAAUCAAUUAUCUAAUCAAUAUAAUCAAUCUAUGACAAAUUAUCAAUCCAUUAAAAAUCAAUUAAUAAUCCCUAAAAUAAUCUAUAAUCAUAAUGAUAAUAAUGAUAAUAAUCAUGAUAAUGAUGAUGAUGAUGAUAAUAAUGAUGAUGAUGAUAUAAUAUCAUAUGAUAUCAAUUCUAUUGAUCAAUAUAAUCAAUCAAUAAAAAGAUCCUAUUUCAAAUCAUGUUUAUUAUAUUUUAAAAAGAGAUCUUAUUUUUAUUGUAUUUUAUAUGGAUUAAAACAAACAUCUAAAAAACAAUGUAAACAAUUAAAUAGAAAUAAGAAUUACAUAAUGUCAUUAAAAAAAUGUAAUAAGGAUCAAGAUCAAGAUCAAGAUCAAGAUCAAGAUCAGAAUCAGGAUAAAAAUAAGAAUAAAGAUCACAAUCAAAAUCAUUAUUAUCAUUAUCAAUUAUUAUUAAAUGAUUUAUAUUAUUGGAAUGAAUGUGGUUUAAAUCGAAUUGGUGGUUUAGUAUUAUUUACUAUGAUUACAUCAUUAAUUUGUUUAAUUAAUACACAUUUAAUAUGGUUAUAUAAAAUUGGAAAAAUAACAAAACGUUGUAUAUUGUCUGCUGGUGAUGCUAUCAUUUUAUCUGUUUUUUAUCCAUAUUUAUUAAAGGUUUGUCAUUCUAUAUUACCUUAUAUAUUAAUAAUCAGUUCAAUUAUAUUACUUAGUUUUAUAGCUAUACAUAAAUCACGUAUAGUUCAUGUAAAUCCUUGUUCGAAUCCUGACAACAUUCAUAAUAAUCAAAAAAUAGAACAAACAAUCAUCCAAUCAAAAUCAUCUAUUCAUCAUCAUCACCAUCACCAUCAGCAUCAGCAUUACCCGAAUACUCAACACAGUCUAUUUACUGAACCAACACAAUUGACAAUAUGUUUAAGUCUUAUCAAUAUUCUAUUUGAUUUAGCUGAUAUUAUUGAAUGGUUCUAUGGUAAUUUGAUUAUACCUAAUUAUAUUGAAUCAUUUAAACAAAAUUUCAAUGGAAAUAUUAUCAAUAUUAAUCAUAAUAAUCAUAAUGAUUCAAAUCAAUUAACACUACUUACAAAUACAUUAAAUAGUAGUAUGUUAUUAACAACAUCUAUGAAUCAAUUAUGUUCUAUUCAAUUUAUAUCAGGUUUAUUAAGAAUAUGGUCUAGUCAAAGAUUUUUAUUUAUAUUACCAAUCUUAUUAUAUCAAUCAUUAAAAUUUCGACAUUUAAUUAUAUACUACUUAAAUUAUUAUUUUCAUACAUUGAAAAUAUUACAUUGGUGUAAAUUUACAUUGAAUUCAUCUAUCUAUAUAAAAGAAACAUGGAAUAAAUCAAUCCAUGAUAAUCUUAUUCAAAUGGAAUUAUAUAAUAUUAAAACUACUACUAAUAAAGAUAUCAGUAGUCAACAUGAACAUCAAGAACAACAACAACAACAACAACAACAACAACGACAACGACGACAACAACAACAACAGCAGACUAUUAUAAAAGUUGAAGAUGAAAAUGAUUAUCAAAGAAUUCCUAGUUUUUAUUGUUGUUCAUGUAUUAAUCAAACAAUUUUAUCAAUGGACAAAUGAUAAAUGUGAUAUUGACAAUUUAGAUCAAUUCUCAAAAGUUCAUUUCUCAUAUGAUUAUCAAGUUUACAUUUAAUUCUUAAUCAAUUCCUUUUCAAUUAGAUGUUGAAAAUUGAAUAGAGAUAUCUGAUAUAUAUACUACAUCAUCAUGCAUUAUGUUGUGUACUACUGAUGUUGAUCAAUAUAAGUAGUAUGUAUGAGUAAUUAAAAAUUGGUUGAUCUUUUGCAAUAUGAAGUAUUUAUGAUAUGAUUAUUAGAUUCUGCAAUUCUAUGUUUCAAUACAUUUGCUUGUACCAA
This is a messenger RNA of Schistosoma spindalis, 2818 nucleotides long. The record is from the annotation of a GenBank genome assembly. Lineage: Eukaryota; Metazoa; Platyhelminthes; Trematoda; Strigeidida; Schistosomatidae.